AUGUCUUUUGUCCGGCGGUUCUCGAGCCUCAGACCUGUGCUCUCCCACAUCGGCUCGGCGCCCAUCGUGAUACCGCCACAGGUGGAGUUUGAGUUCAUGAACCUGCUCGUCCCGAAGUUCGUGCCCAAAGGAGCCAAGUCCAUGAGACUCGACAGAGUGGUCACGGUGAAGGGACCCAAAGGAAAAAUAGACCUUGCGCUGCCAGAGUUUGUCCAAGUGCAAAGCUCUGGAGGCAGGGCCGCCGUCACCGUCAAAAAGCCAGAGGACAAGCUCCAGAAACAGCUCUGGGGAACCAUGCGUGCUCUACUCAACAACGGCGUCGUUGGUGUUACCGAGGGACACACCUCUACACUGAAACUCCAGGGCACCGGCUACCGUGCGAUGUUGGAGGACGUGGACGGUGUCAAGUGGGUCAAGAUGAAGAUCGGAAAGUGCGAUCUGCAGGGGCUUCCGAUUCCCGACGGCAUUACGGUCACGGCUCCCACGCAGACCCUAUUGAUCUUGGAAGGCUGUGACAAGCAGCAGCUGAAUCUCUUCGCUGCCAGUCUGAGAAACAUGCACCCUCCAGAGAGAUACAAGGGUAAGGGAGUGUAUCUGAACGGCGAGACCAUCAAGCUGAAGGACAAGAAGGUCAAAUAG
This is a messenger RNA of Ogataea angusta, 639 nucleotides long. RefSeq lists its product as uncharacterized. The coding region runs from base 1 to 639 and encodes 212 amino acids. NCBI's taxonomy places the organism in Eukaryota, Fungi, Ascomycota, Pichiomycetes, Pichiales, Pichiaceae. Gene Ontology annotation, molecular function: structural constituent of ribosome; rRNA binding. Gene Ontology annotation, cellular component: ribosome; mitochondrial large ribosomal subunit. The record is from RefSeq and is a predicted model, not a curated record. The transcript has a single exon. Gene Ontology annotation, biological process: translation.